Psylliodes chrysocephalus is the source of this 1905-nucleotide messenger RNA. The record is from the annotation of a GenBank genome assembly. Lineage: Eukaryota; Metazoa; Arthropoda; Insecta; Coleoptera; Chrysomelidae.
AUGCUAUCUAAAAGUAGUUACAAAAGAAAAAGAAAAGAAGAUCAAGAAGCUGCCGCUCACGUUUUUAAAGAUUUUCUAGAAACAUUUCAAAAUCCGACGGCUUCAAUCGCGAAUAAAACAUUCGUUCGAUCAGGUAUUUUAUAUCAAAACAAUGAAGAACAAACAGAAAAUAUCGGUCAAAUCUAUAAACCGAAGCCAUUAAUCGUUCAAACUAAAUCCGAAGAAGCUAGAACUGCAAUAGAAUGUGCAAAAAUUCUUAAAGAAGCUGCCUUAAGUAAGGCGAAGAAACAAGAGAAACCUAAAUCAAACUUAGAUCUUUUAAAGGAAGAAUUAAAAUUAAGACACUCUGAACGUGGAGAGAAAGAAAGAUUAAAAGAAGAAUACGAUUUAUCUCCUACGUUAAUUACUACCGAGAGCGACGAUACGAAUUCUACGAAUCUAUUUGUUGCAAAUUUAAGUUCUAAAAUUACCGAAAAUCACUUGAUGCUUGAAUUUGGAGAAUAUGGUCCCUUAGCAAGCGUAAAAAUUCUUUGGCCACGGGCAGAUGAAUGCCAACGUAAUUCUAAUUGCGGAUUCGUCGCGUUCAUGAGUAGAAAAGAUGCAGAAAGAGCGCUCAAGAAAAACCAACAUCGUGAUGAUAUGAGAAUUUGUUGGGGUAAAACCGUGGAGAUUCCAUCUCAUCCAAUUUACAUACCAAAUUCCUUACUGAAGCUUUAUUUACCACCACCUUUAUCAGGAUUACCUUUUAACGCGCAAGUACCAAAUUCUACAAACCAAAUUGAAACUGAAACCGAUUUCGAAAAUUUUGAUGAAUUUUUACAAAAAUGUGUAAUUAAAGUAACUAUUCCGUUAAAUAAAAAAGUUCUAACGCUAGUCCACAGGAUGGUAGAAUUUGUAGUCAGAGAAGGUCCGAUGUUUGAAGCAUUUAUUAUGAACAGAGAAAUAAAUAAUCCGGAAUACAAUUUUUUAUUUGAUUGUCAGUCACCCAUUCACGUCUACUACCGUUGGAAAUUGUUUUCUAUAUUAAACGGAGAGUCUCAAAAAUCGUGGUCUAUGGAGAAAUUCAGGAUGUUUAAGGGUGGGUCAAUAUGGUGCCCUCCUCGUGCCCCAUGCUACACUGCUGGUAUGCCUGAUGAACUGAUUUCUUCAGAAGUAGACAGAAAAAAGUUAUCUGACGCCCAGUCUACCAGACUCAUUAGUCUCAUUCAAAUUUUAACAAUACAUAGAUCGAAAAUUGCAGAAGCAAUGCUUUUUUGUUUGAACCACAACAAUGCAAUAGAUGACUCAAUUGAAAUUAUUUUAGAGUCUUUAAUGAAUCCACACACACCCGCGUACAAUAGAAUAGCUAGAUUAUAUUUAUUAUCCGAUGUAUUGAGCAAUUGCAAAUCUAAAAAAAUAAAAUUACAAAUAGAAGAGAACGAAUCUACUUUACUUGAAGUAUUCAGAUUUAUUCGAAAUUGUAGCGAUGAUUUGAAAAAUCUCUCCGACAGAGAUAAUUUCAAUUCUAGAGUAAUUAGAAUUUUCAGGCACUGGGACAUACACAAAAUAUUUACCAUUGACUUUCUAGAAAAUAUAAGCAGUCUUUUUUCCACAAUUAAACCCAGAGACGAAGAUGAUACGUCCAGCAUUGACGAACCUUUGGACGGUGCAAAUUUAUUAAAACGUUCUCUUGGCGAUAGCGUCGAUCCUAAUGUUGUUACGGCGGAAAAUUUGAAUGCGAAAAAAGUCAACGAAUUGUCUGAAAAAGAUAUCACUAAAUAUUUUGUUCCGUCUAAAUGGGAUACCAUUGAUCCCGAAGAAGUGGAAGCUCAAGCCAUGUCUACCGAAAAAAUGUAUAUCAUGGAAUUGGAAAAGGAUGUCAAAAAAUCAAAGGACAAAAAGAAGAAGAAGAAAUUGAAGCGUUAG